Molecule: messenger RNA, 381 nt
Organism: Bipolaris victoriae FI3
Lineage: Eukaryota; Fungi; Ascomycota; Dothideomycetes; Pleosporales; Pleosporaceae
Product: glycoside hydrolase family 18 protein
Exons: 1
Coding region: 1-381 (126 amino acids)
Biological process (GO): carbohydrate metabolic process
Molecular function (GO): hydrolase activity, hydrolyzing O-glycosyl compounds
Source: RefSeq, a predicted model, not a curated record
AUGGACGACGGCAAACCUCUCUCCACAGAUACCUUUACUGAAUUCGCUAGUCUCAAGCAAAAGAACCUAGCACCUAAAGUCUUCAUUGCCCUAGGAGGCUGGACCUUUAAUGAGAACACGAUAUGGCAGCCAGUGCUUAGCGACUUAUCCUUAAUACCUACUAAACUAGCACUAUUCAUAGAAAAGCUCCUUACCUUCCUUAAUUGUUACGGCUUCGAUGGUGUAGACUUGGAUUGGGAAUAUCCGGGAGCUCCCGACCGUGGUGGGAAUCCUGAUGACGGCGAAAAUCUUACUAAACUUAUGAAGGAAAUGCGUGCAGAGUUUGACAAGUUAGGUGGCUCUUAUAAAGAAAUCUCUUUUACAGCUCCUACUAGUUACUAG